AAGAUGUCGAUGGAUGUGACAUUUCUGGGGACUGGUGCAGCAUAUCCAUCCCCAACCCGGGGGGCCUCUGCUCUGGUCCUUCGGUGUGAGGGUGAGUGCUGGCUCUUUGACUGUGGAGAGGGAACUCAGACGCAGCUUAUGAAAAGCCAACUUAAAGCAGGGAGAAUUACCAAGAUCUUCAUCACACAUCUUCAUGGAGACCAUUUCUUCGGCCUCCCUGGCCUCCUCUGCACAAUUAGCCUGCAGAGUGGCUCCACAGUCACCAAACAGCCUAUCGAAAUCUAUGGCCCUGCAGGGCUUCGGGACUUUAUCUGGCGAACCAUGGAGCUCUCUCACACGGAGCUGGUCUUCCCUUAUGUGGUCCAUGAGCUGGUGCCCACAGCAGAUCAGUGUCCUCCAGAAGAACUAAAAGAAUUUGCACAUGUGAACAGAGAAGAAAGCUCUCCCAAAGAAGGACAAGGAAGAACAAUCCUAUUAGACUCAGAAGAAAACUCCUACCUUCUGGUUGAUGAUGAACAGUUUGUUGUGAAAGCAUUUCGCCUCUUUCACCGGAUUCCCUCCUUUGGGUUUUCAGUUGUAGAAAAGAAACGCCCAGGCAAGCUCAAUGCCCAGAAACUGAAAGACCUUGGUGUUCCGCCAGGUCCUGCCUAUGGGAAGCUGAAAAAUGGAAUUUCUGUUGUUCUGGAAAAUGGAGUUACAAUUUCCCCCCAAGAUGUCUUAAAAAAGCCUAUUGUUGGAAGAAAAAUCUGCAUUUUGGGUGACUGUUCUGGGAUUGUGGGUGAUGGAGGAGUGAAGCUGUGCUUUGAAGCAGACCUGUUGAUCCAUGAAGCGACCUUGGAUGACACCCAGAUGGACAAAGCAAAGGAGCAUGGCCACAGCACACCACAGAUGGCUGCAACGUUUGCAAAGUUGUGCCAGGCAAAGAGGCUGGUUCUGACUCACUUCAGUCAGAGGUACAAACCAAUUGCCUUGGCCAAAGAAGGAGAAACAGAUGGGACUGUAGAGCUGAAAAAGCAAGCUGAAUCAGUGUUAGAUCUGCAGGAAGUGACUCUAGCAGAAGAUUUUAUGGUGAUUGGCAUUCCAAUCAAGAAAUGAAACUGGGACUCCUCACUGUGUCCUGACGCUAUCUGUGAAUCUGUUUCUGAACCAACAGCCCAGUUUGUUGUUUUGGAUCUAAAAUUAUUUAGGGCCUAAUAAUCCUAAAAAGGAUGAAGCUGCACUGUUGCACCGACUCAUUAGUGAGAGGAAGCAAACUUUUUGAUAAUAAAUCAUUUUGAAAAGA
Condylura cristata (star-nosed mole) is the source of this 1282-nucleotide messenger RNA. RefSeq names its product elaC ribonuclease Z 1 (gene ELAC1). The transcript is spliced from 3 exons. Bases 4 to 1095 code for a protein of 363 amino acids. The record is from RefSeq and is a predicted model, not a curated record. Gene Ontology annotation, molecular function: 3'-tRNA processing endoribonuclease activity. NCBI's taxonomy places the organism in Eukaryota, Metazoa, Chordata, Mammalia, Eulipotyphla, Talpidae. Gene Ontology annotation, cellular component: nucleus.